Molecule: messenger RNA, 3342 nt
Organism: Exophiala mesophila
Lineage: Eukaryota; Fungi; Ascomycota; Eurotiomycetes; Chaetothyriales; Herpotrichiellaceae
Exons: 2
Coding region: 468-2939 (823 amino acids)
Cellular component (GO): cytoplasm
Source: RefSeq, a predicted model, not a curated record
CUUGGCACGGGCGGCGUCCUGCGGGUUACGCUUGUCCUCCACCACCUCGUGCCUUCUGCACUCAUCUUCUGGUUCAGAUUAUUAUCCAAAAAGACCUCUUGUUAGCAACCUCCAUCCAACGUACCGCCACAUGGCUGCUUAACACUUCAUCCCCUGUUUACAUCAAUUAUUCAACUUCUUCUUACUUGUGUGUUGUUUGCUCUUUGUUUCAGACCUUCCUGACAGACCACUCGUCACUCCAUCACAUCCACCAACUCUCGUUGCCGUUGUUAUUUGCGUCGUCAAUUUAGGCAAGCCGAAUCACAUUUCAUCCUCCAAACUACGGAUACACGACCUUGAUAUCCUCGGUCGUUAUUGCAAGCGAAGACGGCUUUACUUCAAAAUGCAUCGAUAAUCAUCACCCUCCGGUGUGACAAAAGUUCCCUAGGAAGAAGGCUUCGUCGAUUCUCAUAACACGAGACACCACCAUGGGCAAUUCUCAGACCAAAGAGGCGCGUGCACAUGGCUCUUCAGCCUCUCGAGCAUCUGGGAGUGCCAGUCCUGCCACCAGAUCUGAUAAUCAACUCAAUGGAACCUCCUCCGAUGCGCCCGCCCGCCCUGAGACCUCCGCUCGACAACAAAGGCGGGGCAGUCGACCCGACUUUUCCUUCCUCGGAAUAGGCGGAAGCAGUGAUCAAGACACGUCGUCUCUCGAAACCCGACGGGAGAAUAAACAGGAGAGAGAAGCAAGAAAACUUGAGAAAGAAAGAGCUGCCAGACUUAAGGAGCGGGAGCGUAGCAUGAAGGAGGAACAUGUCGAUGGUGGAUAUCUAGUUACCCAAGGUGUUUAUGUGGGCGUUGAGGAUUUCAGCAAACCGACGGUUCGACAAUUGAUGAUCGAGCGUCGCCUGGCACCCUUCUUUAGAGGGCUGAAUGAUUUUUCGGAAAGCUGGGCGGAGCAUCAGCUCAUGGCAGCUGCUCGGGGAAUGGAAAUACCGCCAGCUGAUCAGGUUCCUCCUGAACUCGAAUAUCGACUCACCAAAAGGACCUCUUCCGACAAGAAUAAGGAUAAAUCCACCCAGAGCCUCACUAUCCCUAUCGGACCACGAUCCCAGUCUUUCCAGUCUGACAGUUCGGCACCCAUCUCUCCUCUGCCUAAUUCGCUGCCUCUCCCAUCCCCAUCGAUUCCACCACCAACUAAUUCCUCAAGCACCAACAUCUUCAGGACUCGUGCCAAAACUCUGGCUUCUCUAACCACCUCUUCUCGGACAAACUCCCAACAAGAUAUGACCCCGAGAGAGUUCCAACUGCCACCAGAUCCAUUUGUCAACGGUCAGCCCAUUGAGGUCUACCUUUACAAGGAUGCGACCGAAUGUCCCAUUUGCUUCCUGUACUAUCCACCAUACUUGAACACAACAAGAUGCUGUGAGCAAUCGAUUUGCUCCGAGUGUUUUGUGCAAAUCAAACGGCCUGAUCCCCAUCCUCCCGAGCACGAACAGCCUGAUCCAAACGCCCCACCUCCUUCUGAGGCCGAGAGGGAGGCCCAGGCAGAUGGCCUUCUCGUUUCCGAGGUUGCAACCUGUCCCUACUGCAAAACUCCAGAGUUUGGCAUCACUUACACCCCUCCCCCUUUCCGCCGCGGCUUGACCUAUGGUACUGGCUCUCAACCGUAUCAAGUCAUGUCAGCACGGUCUUCUCAAACCUCGAUUUCGUCUGGCAAUUUGUCACCAGGGCCAGGUCGCAGGCGUGGCACCUCAUUGUCCGCCGCUGCCCCCGAAGUAAUCACAACAGACAAGAUUCGGCCGGAUUGGGCCACCAAGCUUGCGACGGCUCGAGCUCAUGCUGCCAGAAGAGCGGCUGCAGCGACCGCGCUCCACACAGCGGCAUACUUGAUGAACGGGCAAACGUCGGAACAGGCGCGAGCGUUCUCAACGUUCGGGCGACGAAACAUGCUGCGCAGGUCAACUCUUGAAUCAUCCGAGACCACUCCUAGCGCUAGCCUGAGCGCCCUGGCUCUGCUUGCAGAGCGGCAUGCAAGCAGACAGCAGGAACCCGCUCAACCUGAUGCUCGACACUCAUUCCUCCCUCCACCACGGGGUAGCAGCGCGAGAAGGAGCCGUAUGGAUGACUUGGAAGAGAUGAUGAUGAUGGAAGCCAUUCGACUCAGCCUCGCAGCUGAAGAGGACAGACGCCGCAAAGAAGAGAAAGAAGCCAGGAAAGAGGCUAAACGAAAAGGCAAAGAAGGCAAGAAGGCGGAAAAGGCUGCGAGAAAAAGUAGUCUUUUCACGCUCAAUUCCAAUGCAAGCGCCGGUGAAGGAGCUGGGAGCCCAAUGGAGCGGUCAAGGAGCAAUCUGUCUCUUGGGAUGGAUGACGACGCUGCAUCUGCUUCUGGUAAAGGGAAACGUGUCGAACGAGAAAAUAGCCCUCCUAUUGAGGGACUGCGUUCGGAUGACGAUGUCUCCCGAGGACCCUAUCUGCCAAGCUUAUCGCUGUCUGGUACCAGUCAAGAAUCGCUUGCGUCGUCGAUCCCUGUCCCCGGGGCAUCAGCAGAGCCAUUUCGACGUUCACAUCUGCGUCAGAUGUCCAAUGCAUCAUCUGCGUCAUCCUCGUUUGUCGAGUCUGGGCCUGCUGCCGGAAUUUCUGGCACCAAUACACCCCCUCCAGGCAGUCUCGAGCCUAUGUUUAACUUUCGGAGUCUGGCAGCGAUGAUUGGAGAUGAUGAAAAAGGGGAGGUCAGCGCACACGUGGAACUUGCCGGAGGCGAGGGACAAUCGUUGGCCGCUUCGCCCGGUUCUGGUUCGAAAAGCAAGCCAGUUGAACAGACAGCCGGGACAAAUGUAGACAGCGCCAGUUCUGACUCAUCGUCAGAACCAGAUCUGAGAGACGCUCGAAGCAAUGGCACUGAAGACAAGCAAGGAGAAACCUUGAUUGAAACUACACCAACGACAACGAAUGUCUGAGACCAUUGUCGUGAUUAUGGGGCUGGAAAGGCAUGAGUACGAUAUUGAUGGUGGCUGCAAGGGCUAUAACGACGGCACCCUGGUUCCCCAUCCAAGACUGUGGAUGGCAACUAGACUAGUGAAACGUCACGCAUCCGGCUUACUAUUGCCACAUUGAGGUCUUUAGAUUGUGAAAGAGCGAACAAGCUGUACAAGACAGUUCUGGUACGCCCAGAAAGACGAUGGGCACGAUCAAACCAACAUGAGAGAGUGGAGUUUAUGGGUACAGGAGACAAGCCUGAUGCAGAUAUAGACAUUUGAACAGUUCCAAGCGCAUUGACUACCACACUCCUAGGCUUGUUCGAUUUGUAGUGAUUGUUUGAGCCAAUUGGUUGGGUUUGAGGAAAAGGUGGUCAAAUCAUAG